This is a messenger RNA of Bombus pyrosoma, 1103 nucleotides long. It is a transcript of the gene Nplp3, whose product is annotated as neuropeptide-like 3. The coding region runs from base 642 to 914 and encodes 90 amino acids. The record is from RefSeq and is a predicted model, not a curated record. Lineage: Eukaryota; Metazoa; Arthropoda; Insecta; Hymenoptera; Apidae. The transcript has 2 exons.
UCUUGACACGAUAAAGCGCCGUAGGAGCGUGGGAAGGACGAACGAUGCCGCGGAUGUUAAUAAUUAUUACGAGCAGGCUGGAAGACGGUGGUUGUUGUUUGUACCUCGUAGCCAACGAGCCAUUAAGCUAUCCUCGGAUCGUCAAUCGUUUUUCGAAGUCGCAAGGACAACGCGAUGCUGGAGAAAAGGGGAAAACCUGUUUGUGCUCGAUGGAAAAAAGUUGCUCGAACGUAGACUCGAAAAAGAAGGAAAUGGCGCGUAUUGUUGGGACACGCCUGGUCCCGUGCAACCUUGAAGAAAUCCGCGAUUCGCCGGUAGUUGGUCGAUACACGGGAAAAUGUUUGCAGAGACGCGCAAAGGGAGAAGUCGAUUGGCCGGUCGGUGGAAAAAAUUGCGCGUACCAACAAGAAGGAAGCGAGCGUCCCGUUCAUGGUCUGCUUCGAAGACCGGCUGUUGCCCUUCGUGGAAUACCAGAGACGGGUAAAAGGAACGAGAUGCAGAGAGAUGGGUAAAAGGAAGGGGGAUGCAGAGAGAUGAGAAUCUUUGUCGCGGUUUCCCCUAUAUAAGCGGCGUUUCCUCGGGAAUUGAGGUAUAAUCGUCUCAGCUUUUACGUAGCGUAUCCACACGUUUCAACCACAACCAUGUUCAAAACGCUGUUGUUCGCUGGAUUAUUGGCGGUCGCGUUGGCUGCACCGUCGCCGGCUCCUGCACCAGCCCCGGCUCCAGCACCAGGUCCGGCACCGUCGGCAUCUCUGGUCGCCGCACCCCUGGCCGCCGCUCCAUUGGCCGCACCAGCUCUCCUCUCAAACAUUGGAACACCCCUUCUCUACUCCAACUACCCGGCGCCUAUUCCGGUUGCUAGUUACGCGCCUGCUUCCUCUUACAUCUACAAAAGCAUCUAUCCAUCGAUCUAAUACGAUCGAGCGAUCAAGCGACUGAAUCGAACCAUCGAGUAAUCAACCAAUCGACUCAUCUCUCUCUCAUCCUGAAAAGAUCAAUAAUCGCAUCUCUGUACUUUCUGUGAAGUAUCGUUCGUGCUUCGAUUCUCCGACGAUGUUCUUGUAACUUUAGAUUCGGUAUCAAUAAAACUGUUCAAACGCAAA